ACGUUACUUUCCCGACUUCGCUUUCAAACAGUUUUAGUUUUCUUUAAAACACAGAAUCAUGAAAAAUGUCAGUUGGGUUUUGGUGAAUAUGCUAGUAAUUUCAGCUGCUCUUAAUUUAAACAAUUCAUCAACUGAUAAACAAAUGUCCAAUCGCCAUCCAAAGUUUUAUGGUCCAUUGUUGGGUGCAUUUCUAGCGAACCUCCUAGCUCUUCCAAUCACAGCAAGAUUCACACCAACUGGUUCCCUGAAAUUAGCCUACAAUCAACCACCGAAUUAUUGGAAUCGAUAUGAAAACUACUACAGUCACGAAGACUUCAAACCCAGUAACUGGCAACCCAGUUCUUAUGAUAACUCGCAGUACUACCCAGUUCUGACAACAUCUGCCCCUCAGAUACACCAUCACCAUCACCACCUAGACAAACCCUUAGCAAGUCAGCAACAAAUCGUAAAUAUACACGAUCCCUCAAAUGAAGUAGUGAUAGAAGACUCUUAUCCGGAAGUACCAGUGCAGUCAACAAUACCACCAACCUCGUUCCCUGAUCUGCAAGAGCCAAUCCCUGCUGAAUCUAGUUUAAGUGUUAGAAGACAAAAAGUGCCUAAGGAGUUCAGACAAAAUAGCAAAAGAAGAACUACCACAACUUACAGACCGAAACAGAAAAGAGGAACCCAAAGAUACUAUCCCAAUAAGAAGAAAUACAACAACAACAAAAGAAGGAAGACCACCACAACCGAAGACUAUUACGAAAGUUACGAGGAGUACACCACGCAAAAGCCCAAAAGAAAAUCACAGCCGAAACGCCCUGUAAGUUCGUACGAAGACAGUGCCAGUGAAUACGACUAUGAUUAUGAGGAAUCGUACGAGUAUACCACCAGAAGGCCGUACAAAAAGAGGAGGCGCACCACAACGAGGAGGAACAGAUACAAGAACAAGAACAAGAAGAGGCAAGAACUGGAUGACUACGACGAGUACGACUACGGUUUUAAUUACAGAAACCCCUUCGACAACAUUAAUAUAAGGCCUAGGCAAGAAACUACCACGGAAACUACAACUACGACCACAGCUGCGUCUAGCUCAAGUAGUUCGACUACUACUCAAACUACUCACAUUAUGAACGGUACUACUGUUGCUCCAAACAAUGCAACAAGCAACACCACAGGGUAUGGUUACGGUCCAUCGAAUGGAAAUGAAGGAAUUAGUAUAACUUAUGGUCCCCCAACUGGUCAAAAUGGAGCAGCGUAUGGUCCUCCACGACCUUCGUACGGUCCACCAAAUUAUCCGCAGUACCACGCCCAUUACAGUGAUUGGUAUGAAAGUGAGGCUACUAGAAAUGACAUUGUCCAAAAGGUGCAUGACCUGAUUGGAGUUCAUCACAUUUUUUAA
Molecule: messenger RNA, 1381 nt
Organism: Aethina tumida (small hive beetle)
Lineage: Eukaryota; Metazoa; Arthropoda; Insecta; Coleoptera; Nitidulidae
Exons: 3
Coding region: 89-1381 (430 amino acids)
Source: RefSeq, a predicted model, not a curated record